Molecule: messenger RNA, 3801 nt
Organism: Spodoptera littoralis (African cotton leafworm)
Lineage: Eukaryota; Metazoa; Arthropoda; Insecta; Lepidoptera; Noctuidae
Source: the annotation of a GenBank genome assembly
AUGAUGCAUCAGCAAUCCAUGAUGGUUGGAGAUAUGAUUCCUGUUCAUUCUGAGAUACCCGUGCAUGUUGAGGAGAUGAAUAACGUGAACUACGAGAACAACGCUUCCUACGCCUAUGACGAUCUGUUUCCGGCGUUGCCUCAUUCGCAGCCACCUGUCCAACGCAGCAUUCAACAAGCUACCAAUAAGCUGCGCGUUGGAUCGUCGCUGCAUACUCAGGUAUUCCAUGUGCCAUAUGAAGAGAGAAAGUUAGACAACGCUAACACUUUCGGUGAGGGAGAAUCCUUGAGAACUUGUCAAUCCAUCACUAAAGAUACUGGAGCGCACAUCGAAAUAUCUACCAGCAAAGAUGGCAGUUUGACUUUCUUGAUAACUGGCAAACAUAGCGCUGUACUUGACGCAAGGCGCCUUAUCUUGACACACUUCCAGCAACAGGCCAGCAAGCAAAUUAACAUCCCCAAGGAACACCACCGUUGGAUCUUGGGAAAACAAGGUCAGAAGUUGAAAGAGUUGGAAAAAGUGACUGCUACUAAAAUCAAUGUACCUGGUAUUGCUGAUAAUAGUGAGACCAUUACCAUUACUGGUACUAAGGAGGGCAUAGAAAAAGCUGAACAUGAAAUCCGAGUUUGCUCUGAGGAACAGUCGCGUAAGGCUUUGGAACGCAUCAAGAUUCCGAAGAUUUAUCACCCAUUCAUUCAGGGUCCAUACGGAGAACGUGCAUCUGCGCUUAGCGCCGAGACAGGAGCGCGCAUCCACAUUCCGCCUGCUUCGACUCAAAGCGACGAAAUCGUGAUUGCAGGCGAGAAGAAUGGAGUACUCGCAGCCAAAGCUCAGAUUGAGCAAAUCUACGAGGAAAUGGUCAAAAAAUGUUCAACUGUUCGUGUUGAGGUACCUAAAUCUCAGCACAAAUACGUGAUUGGCGCUCGUGGCACAACUAUUCAGGAAAUUCUUAAAGAAACCGAAGUUUCUGUGGAGAUGCCUCCUCCAGAUUCUCCCACUGGUACCAUUACACUGCAUGGACCCCACAACAAGAUUGGUUUGGCUCUUUCAAAAGUAUGCGAAAAAGCAAACUCUGUGAAAACUGCUACUGUUGAUGCCCCAACCUGGAUCCAUAAGUAUAUCAUUGGGAAGAAUGGCUCUAAUAUUAAAAAGAUAACUCAAGACUUCUCAAAGGUUCACGUUGAUAUUACCCAUUCUGAAGAUAAGGUGAAGAUUGAUGGUCCCCCAGAGGAAGUAGAGCGCGCUCAAGUGGAGUUGGAUGACUUUGUGAAAAACUUGCUGGCUACUCUGACCUAUGUUGAACUAUCAGUCGACCCUAAAUUCUUCAAACAUAUAAUUGGAAAGAAUGGAACUAACAUUAAUAGACUGAAGGAUGAGACUGGGGUAGUUAUUAACAUAAUUGAAAACGAAGGCAACAAUAUAAUUCGCAUUGAAGGUAGCCAUCAAGGUGUAGCUGAUGCAGAAAGAGAGUUAAGAGAAAUGGUGAUGAAAUUAGAGAAUGAAAGGACAAAGGAAGUCUAUGUUGAUCAUAGAUAUAUUAAAUCUCUGAUCGGAGUUAGGGGAGAGAAAAUAAAAGAGCUCCGAGAGAAAUUUGAACGCGUGCUUAUUUCUCUACCUGAUCAAGGACAAAAGAGGAGUCCUAUUAAGCUUAGAGGUCCCCAGGAAGAUAUUGAGAAAUGUGAAAAAUACCUCCACAAAGUAAUAAAAGAAAUAGCAGAGUCUUCAUAUGUCCAAGAAGUGCCCAUUUUCAAACAAUUCCAUAAGUUUAUUAUUGGUAAAGGUGGUGCCAACUUGAGAAAAAUUCGAGAUGAAACCCAGACUGUGAUUGACCUUCCAGCUGAAGGUGACGACAGCGAUGUUAUAACAGUGCGAGGGAAACGCGAAAAUGUUGAAGAAGCGGUUAAAAGAAUCCAACAAAUCCAUAAUGAGAAAGCCAAUGUUGUUACAGAAGAAGUAACAAUCGCUCCUAAAUAUUAUAAUUCUUUGAUUGGGGCCGGUGGAAAACUUAUUCAUUCCAUUAUGGAAGAGUGUGGUGGAGUUCUGAUUAAAUUCCCGCCUGCGGAAAGCGAUAGCGACAAAGUCGUCAUCAAGGGACCCAUUGAAGAUGUUGAAAAAGCUAAACAGCAACUACUUGCACAUGCUUCAGAACGCGAACUGACCUCUCACACCGCUCAUGUACGUGCUAAGCCGGAACAUCACAAAUUCCUGAUUGGUAAAAAUGGUGCUAAUAUUAAAAAAAUACGCGAACAAACUGGAGCUCGCAUUAUCUUCCCGACUGAAAAAGAUGAAGAUAAAGAAGCCAUAUUCAUUAUUGGUCGCGAAGAGCAAGUAGAGGCGGCUCGGAAGCAGUUGGAAGCCGCCGUAGCAGAAAUCAGUAAUGUUUCCGAAGGUGAGAUGGCAGUAGCUCCACGUCACCACCGGCACUUCGUGGCCCGUCGUGGCGAGGUGCUUCGACGUAUAGCGGAAGACUGUGGAGGCGUACAAAUUUCAUUCCCAAGACAGGGAGUUAACAGUGACCGUGUCGUACUCAAAGGUCCUAAGGACUGCAUUGAGGCAGCUAAAGUUCGUAUCAACGAAAUCAUCGAGGAUUUGGAAGCAAAGGUAACAAUAGAAUGCGUGAUACCUCAAAGGCACCAUCGCACAGUGAUGGGCGCCCGUGGUGCUAAGGUUAAAGACAUCACAGCUGAACACGACGUGCAAAUUAAAUUCCCGGAACGUGACACGACUGAAGGCGCAGAUGUUCCCGUUAAAGAAAACAAUGAGAGCGCUGAACCUGGACCGAACGACAUCAUUAGAAUCACUGGUCGCCCCGAAAAUUGCGAAGCUGCUAAAAAAGCUUUACUUGAGCAGGUGCCAAUCACCAUAGAUGUGGAGGUUCCAAAUGAACUGCACCGAUUGCUCUCUGGCCAGAAGAGGAGGGAACUGAUGCAAACAUAUGAUGUACACAUCUUGCUUCCACUCAAUGAUGAUCCUAGUGACUUUGUUAAAGUUACAGGUACUCCAACUAAUGUUGAAAAGGCCAAACUUGCACUGCUUGACAAAAUUGUUGACAUGGAGAAAGAGAAAGAAGACAGGAUUCUCAGAUCAUUUGAGCUGAAAUUUAAAGUUGACCCUGAAUAUCAUCCUCUCGUUAUUGGCAAGGGAGGUUCUGUCAUUACAAAGAUUCGCACUGACUAUGGAGUACAAAUAAACUUACCAAAACGUGGUGAGGCUGAUGAUGAUAUCAUUACAAUUCAAGGCUAUGAAGAUAAGGCACUACAAGCAAAGGAAGCUAUUAUGGCCAUCGUGCAUCAGCUGGAUAAUCAGUGCCGAGAGGAAGUCGACAUUGAUCCAAGAGUUCAUAGGAGGUUGAUUGGUCUCAAAGGUAAAAAUAUCAGGCGCAUUAUGGAUGAAUACAAGGUCGACAUUCGAUUCCCGAAACAAGGCGACGACAGCAUUGUUGUCAUAACUGGAGACGAAGAUAAUGUCCUUGAUGCAAAAGACCACCUUCUCAACUUGGCUGAAGAAUAUAUGCAAGAUGUUGCCGAUCGGUACACCCGACCAGCUGCACCUUCACUAGGUGAUUUCGGUGACGUGCUUGGUUCGGAACGAGAGUCUGUGAACAGCAGCGCAGGUUCGACUGCUACGUCCGCGGCGGCUGCAGGUCCCGGCGCCGCGGGCUUCGUGGUGAAGGGAGGACCGUGGGAGCAGCGCGCGCCCGACACGGCGUCCACGCAGGAGUUCCCCACUAUGCCGGGCGGCCCGCGCGCUGCCGCGCCCGCCGCGCCUGCACCCACUGCCGCCUGGGGCCCACGUCGCUAG